AUGAUAGCAAACUGUGAGCCGAAGAGUGACUGCUUUAGAGCCGCAGUCUUUGAACACUUGUUUCAGGGAAACGAAGCAAUAGAUGAGCCGAAGAUCAUUAUCCAGAAGAACCUCAAUGUCUAUAAACAGAUCGUAAAGAAAGCGGCAGAAAAUGGGGCGAAUAUAUUGGUAUUCCCUGAGGAUGGCAUUAUAGACCCGGAUAUAUAUGAUCGCAAAAUUGUGGCCACAAUUACCGAAGCAAUUCCUAAUCCAAAACAUGGUGUGUAUAAUCCAUGCGAUAAGCCAUUGGAUUACAAGUCAAGUCCCAUAACACUUACACUGAGCUGUUUGGCCAAAGAUAAUCACAUCUAUGUUGUGGCCGAUUAUGGCGAUCGUAUUGAAUGCAACAUCACUUCAGACCCGAAGUGUCCCAAAGAUGGCCACUAUAUGUAUAACACAGCCGUUGCCUUUGACCCGAACGGUGCGAUUGUGGCCAAGUAUCACAAAACACACCUUCACUUAGAGUUUGAAUAUAACACUCCAUCUGAAGCGGAGUUCAUAUACUUUGACACACCUUUCGGGAGAAUAGGUUUACAAAUAUGUUUUGAUAUGUUAUAUAAAAACCCCGGCACUCAAGAUGUGGCCAAAUAUGGCGUUCAGACAAUGUGUUAUCCCACCGAUUAUAGCGAUGGACUACCCCUCGAGACAACUAAACAGUAUCAGUUGGGCUGGUCUUUAACCAAUCGGGUAAAUCUGUUGGCCGCUAAUAUUCUUCGGCCCGAAACUGGCGCUGUCGGCAGUGGUAUAUAUUCGGGAACAAACGGACCGAUAGUCUACACAAAUAUCACUUCAAAAACUGCGAAACUAUUGAUCGCAGACAUACCGGUCGACAGCCGUAACCCUUCGGCUUCGUGUCUAAAACCCGACCAUCGGUUCAAUAAAAGCAUUUCAAUCGAUAGUUUGAAAACAGACGCCAAAUACAAAACUUUACGCAAAUCAGACUUAAAACAUCUGACACUCAAUAAAUUGACAGCAAAUGAGAGCUCAUCAGUGGUUUGUGACUCCGGUUUCUGUUGUCAUCUAAACUAUUCACUCAAAUCAAGUGAUGGAUUGAAGGGACAGUCGUUUUGGUUUUUUGUGGGCAACAGUAGUGGUCAUCCCUAUAAUGAUGUCAAUUACGAACCGCAGUAUCCGAUGUGUGAGGAGAUAUGCGGUGUCUUCCGGUGCGAUGACGACCGGUGCGAGUCUUUCCCGACGAGUACUUCAACUGUAUUCAAAUGGCUUCGACUGAGCGCUACAUUCAGUACAAACUACACGUAUCCGAGUCUCACGACUAAUGACUUGGCUUUAGUUCCCAAACAGUAUUGG
Messenger RNA from Medioppia subpectinata, 1347 nucleotides. NCBI's taxonomy places the organism in Eukaryota, Metazoa, Arthropoda, Arachnida, Sarcoptiformes, Oppiidae. The record is from the annotation of a GenBank genome assembly.